Messenger RNA from Nelumbo nucifera (sacred lotus), 1746 nucleotides. Its product is annotated as protein NRT1/ PTR FAMILY 2.7-like. Gene Ontology annotation, cellular component: membrane. NCBI's taxonomy places the organism in Eukaryota, Viridiplantae, Streptophyta, Magnoliopsida, Proteales, Nelumbonaceae. Gene Ontology annotation, molecular function: transmembrane transporter activity. Gene Ontology annotation, biological process: transmembrane transport. The record is from RefSeq and is a predicted model, not a curated record.
AUGGGAGAUACUGAACCAAAGCAUCAUCACGGCAAGCUUUCCAGUGAACACGUAGAGGACAAUGCAGCGCAAACAGCCAUUGUUGACAGCAAGCAAGGGGGUUGGAUUACCGUCCCCAUUAUCACAGCGAGUAUGCUGGGCUUGACACUUGCAGCGAGCGGGUGGAUCUCUAAUCUGAUAGUAUAUCUGAUUCAGGAAUUCAACGUCAAGAGCAUCGAUGCCACACAAAUCUUCAACACCGUCAGCGGUUUCACCACAUUGCUCCCGAUUGCCGGAUCCAUCACCGCCGACUCCUUGGGAUGCUUCCCCGUUAUCACCGUCUCCUCUUUCAUCUCUUUGCUGGGAGUAAUUCUGCUUAUGUUGACUGCUACGGUGAGCAGCCUGAGACCUCCAUCAUGCGCCAACAAAGGGUCAGCCAGUUGCCAACCUGCAUCCAACUUUCAAUACUGGGUCCUGAAUGUAUCCAUGGCCUUGGCGUCUAUAGGAAUCGGUGGCACUCGUUCCACUAUCGCCACCUUUGGCGGUGAUCAAUUUGACACGGCCGAGGAUCAAGCCCUUUUCUUCAACUGGUACUUCAUAGCAUUUUACGUCGCUUUAGGCCUCGGCAAUACCGUCGUUGUGUAUGUUGACGACAACGUUGGCUGGGGAUGGGGCUACGCCAUCUGCAUCGCUGCUAAUGUCUUUGGCAUAGCCAUUUUCUUAGCAGGUAGCAGCUUCUACCGUCAUGCUAAGCACAAAGUCAGCCCAUUCACCAGAUUAGCACAAGUUGUGGUUGCAGCCAUUCGGAAGCGCAAGCUGCCCUUAUCAUCUCAAAGCCAGGAUUAUUACUUAGGAUACGGCGGGGUUUCCACAGAAUUUGAACUUUCAGGCUAUUCAACUCCAACUCGAAGCUUCAAGUUCUUGAACCGUGCAGCACUGAGAAUGGAAGGAGACACUGGACCAGACGACUCCAUUGCAAAACCGUGGAGACUGUGUACAGUGGAGCAGGUGGAGGAUCUAAAAGGCGUCAUCAGAAUUCUCCCACUGUGGUCUACAAGCAUUUUCCUAAGCACCCCAAUUGGCAUCCAGACCGGACUAACCAUCAUUGAAGUUCUGAAGAUGGACCGUCGUGUCGGGCCGCACAUGGAAAUCCCAGCUGGGUCCUUCAUGGUCUUUACACUAUUUUCCACGGCCAUCUCCAUUUUCCUCGUGGAUCGUUUCCUUUAUCCUCUGUGGAUCAAGUUGGCAGGUCGAGCUCUGACACCGCUUCAGCGUAUCGGCGUAGGCCACUUCUUCACCAUCAUCGGCAUGGCAACGUCCGCCAUGGUAGAGUCCACCCGUCUCCAUGUUGUCAAAUCCAACCACCUGAAGACCGAGGACAAUUCCGUCGUCGCCCCCAUGUCGGCACUGUGGAUGGUGCUGCCGCUUUCCAUAAUAGGCAUCGGCGAGUCCUUCCACUUCCCUGGACAAAUUGAGUUGUACUAUCAAGAAUUCCCGGCAUCUUUGCGUAACACAUCGACCGCCAUGGUCAUGGCGCUUAUCGCAGUUGGGUAUUAUCUGAGCACGGCGGUGAUCGGUUUGGUUCGGAGAGUUACGGGGUGGCUGCCGGAUAACAUCGAUGACGGGAGAGUAGACAAUGUGUUCUGGAUGCUGGCUGGGAUAGGAGUGAUCAACUUUGGUUACUAUUUAACAUGCGCCAAGCUGUACCAGUACAAGAAUACCAAGAAGGGUGGAACUCGUUCCGACCAUUCGGAUAACUCUGUUUGA